Molecule: messenger RNA, 696 nt
Organism: Eruca vesicaria subsp. sativa (arugula)
Lineage: Eukaryota; Viridiplantae; Streptophyta; Magnoliopsida; Brassicales; Brassicaceae
Source: the annotation of a GenBank genome assembly
AUGGGUCUCUCCAAAACACCCAAGAAGAAGAAGAAGAAAGCAUCCAUCUUCCUUCUCUCAACGUCUGGCGAAGCCAAAGCCGCGGCGGCUGACUCAAUCAAAUCUUCAUCCUUUGGUCUCAGAAUAGCCGGUUCUCUCCGCCGGUUUGGUUGGCGAGACGAGGCUGUUGUGUUUGCUUUGGCUACACUUCCGGUUAUUGAGCUUCGUGGCGCUAUACCAGUUGGUUAUUGGAUGCAGCUUAAACCUAUGGCUCUCACUUUCUUCUCUGUUCUUGGCAAUAUGGUUCCGGUUCCGUUUAUCAUACUUUACCUCAAGAAGUUUGCGUCUUUCUUAGCGGGUAAGAGCAGAACAGGUUCCAAGCUACUUGAAAUCUUAUUCAAAAGAGCUAAAGAGAAGGCUGGACCUGUGGAAGAGUUCCAGUGGUUAGGACUAAUGCUCUUUGUAGCUGUUCCGUUCCCUGGAACCGGUGCUUGGACAGGAGCUAUCAUUGCAUCGAUCCUAGACAUGCCUUUCUGGUCUGCUGUUUCGUCUAAUUUCUGUGGGGUUGUGUUAGCGGGACUGCUUGUGAACUUUCUGGUGAAUCUUGGGCUUAAAGAAGCCGUUGUGGCUGGUGUUGUUCUCUUCUUUGUAUCUACGUUUAUGUGGAGUGUUCUGAGGAAGAUUAGGAAGUCUAUAAGAAAACCAACUUUGCCUUGA